Morone saxatilis (striped sea-bass) is the source of this 8462-nucleotide messenger RNA. It is a transcript of the gene lrp8, whose product is annotated as low density lipoprotein receptor-related protein 8, apolipoprotein e receptor. NCBI's taxonomy places the organism in Eukaryota, Metazoa, Chordata, Actinopteri, Moronidae. The record is from RefSeq and is a predicted model, not a curated record. Gene Ontology annotation, molecular function: protein binding; calcium ion binding.
UAGCAGAGGCAGAGAGAGGAUCACACACAGCCGAGUGUGAGAGGUUGGGGAUCCUUCACUGGUUUUUUUCUUCACUUGCAUGAACACAACCGUAGAGCCCCCCAGGAUCUAAAGAUGUGGACGGAAGUCGGAAAGCUUGUGCUAUUACAUUUGUUACUUAUGGAGCUCCAUCGCGCUAAAGGAACUCAUACGGAGUCGGAGUGUGAAACUGGGCAGUUUCAGUGCAAGAACGGACGGUGCAUCCCGACCCUGUGGAGAUGUGAUGAUGAUGAUGAUUGCUCAGACAGCAGCGACGAGGAGAACUGUCCAAAGAAGACAUGUGCGACCACAGACUUCGCCUGUAAGAAUGGACAGUGUGUUCCUGCUAGGUGGCGCUGCGAUGGAGAACCGGAGUGUGCAGACGGUUCAGACGAGGCUGAUGCAAUCUGCAGCCGACAGACCUGUCCGCCGGAGAAGUUUGAUUGCGGUGGGGCUGCCAGCAAAUGUGUUUCGUUGUCAUGGCGAUGCGAUGGAGAGAGGGACUGUGAGAACGGAGCAGAUGAGGAGCAGUGCGCUGCAGAUGCCAAGGCUUGCCCCGCCAAAGAUUUCCAGUGCCGUAACGGGAAGUGUGUGGCACCUAUCUUUGUGUGUGAUGCCGACGACGACUGUGGGGAUGCCAGCGACGAGGAGAAGUGCACGGCUCCCACCUGCGGCCAGCACGAGUUCCGCUGCAAUGACUCUGAGUGCAUCCCCGCCCUGUGGAGUUGCGACGGCGACCCAGACUGCAAGGACAAGUCAGACGAGUCCAUGGAGCGCUGCAGCCGGAGGACGGAGCCCCAGAAACCUCGCUGCCCAGUGGGCGAGUUCCAGUGUGGGAGCGGGGAGUGUGUCCACAUGAACUGGAAGUGCGAUGGAGAUGCAGAUUGCAAGGAUAAAUCAGAUGAAGCAAACUGUUCCCUGUUUACUUGUCGACCUGAUGAGUUCCAGUGUGGCGAUGGAUCCUGUAUCCAUGGCACCAAACAGUGCAAUAAAGUUCACGACUGUCCAGACUACAGUGAUGAAGCUGGCUGUGUCAACGUUACCAAGUGUGACGGGCCAAAAAAGUUCCGCUGCAAGAACGGGGAGUGUAUUGACAGCGGCAAGGUGUGUGAUAAUGUGAAAGACUGCAAGGACUGGUCUGAUGAACCCAUGAAGGAGUGUGGCCUGAAUGAGUGUGCAGACAACAAUGGUGGCUGUUCCCACAUCUGCAGGGACCGAAGAAUUGGUUAUGAGUGUGACUGUCCCUCUGGGUACAAACUCCUGGACAAAAAGACUUGUGGAGACAUAGAUGAAUGUGAGAACCCAGAUGCCUGCAGUCAGAUCUGCAUCAACUACAAAGGAGAUUAUAAGUGUGAAUGCUACGAAGGCUAUGAGAUGGACCCUGCCUCUAAGACCUGCAAGGCCGUGGGAAAGAGUCCAUACCUGAUGUUCACCAACCGCCAUGAGAUCCGUCGCAUCGACCUGCUGAAGAGUGAAUACGCACAGGUGGUUCCCACGCUGAAGAAUGCAGUGGCCCUAGAUGUAGACGUAUCCACCAACAAGAUGUUCUGGUGUGAUCUAUAUCAUCGUAAAAUAUACAGUGCUUACAUCAACAAGGCCAGUGACUCGGCGCAGCAGGUGACUCUCAUUGACUCGCUCCACUCCCCCGAGGGCCUGGCCGUCGACUGGGUUCACAAGAACAUUUACUGGACCGACUCGGGCAACAAGAGCAUCUCAGUCGCCACGGGAGACGGCAGGAAGAGAAAAGUGCUGAUAGCCACUGAGCUGAGUGAGCCGCGGGCCAUCGCAGUUGAUCCACACCAAGGGUUUAUGUACUGGUCAGACUGGGGAGGUCAGGCCAAAAUAGAGAAGUCUGGAUUGAAUGGAGUGGACCGGCAAGUUCUGGUGUCUGAACACAUCGAGUGGCCCAACGGAAUCACGCUGGACUUGCUAACAGGUCUCUACUGGGUGGACUCCAAGCUGCACCUCCUGUCCAGUGUGGAUCUGAAUGGAGACAACCGCAAAGUUCUGCUGUCCUCCCUUCACCACCUGGGACACCCCUUCGCCCUCACUGUGUUCGAGGAUCGCAUAUAUUGGACAGAUUUGGAGGAUGAAGCAAUAUACAGUGUCAACCGACUGACGGGACACGAUGUGACAAAGGUGGCAGAGCACCUCAACAACCCCCUGGACCUGGUGGUGUUUCAUGAACAGAGGCAGCCCAAAGCCCCCGAUACCUGUAACAUGGGUAGUCUGCCCAACGGCGGGUGUGAGUACCUCUGUCUUAAGGCCCCCCAGAUUACAGACCACUCUCCCAAGUACACCUGUGCCUGCCCUGAUGGCAUGGAGCUGGGACCAGACAUGAGGCGCUGUGCUGUAGCUGCGAGUGAUCACUACCUCAUAGGUAACAACAUCACAGUAGCUGUUCUGGGGAUAGUCAUUCCUAUUGUGGUCAUCGGAUUACUCUGCACUGGCGGAUACCUGGUUUGGCGCAACUGGCGGCGCAAGAACACCAAGAGCAUGAACUUCGACAACCCAGUGUACCGCAAAACCACGGAGGAUGACGACGACGAAAUUCACAUCGGGCGACACAGCGAGUCCAUCGGCCACGUGUACCCAGCACGCGUGGCACUGAGUCUGGAGGAUGAUGGCUAUCCCUGAGGGGGGGGAUACAUCCUGCCCCCCCUCCCAAUUCCAUCCUGGCCCCUCCUCUCACCACAGCCUCUACACCACUACAAUGAGGCCAGUACAACGCAGACAAGAAAGAGAAGGAGUCCUCAUUUUGCCUCCACUUUUAAGGAGCAGGGAUGACAUGUACAUCUUGUAUAUCCCCCUUCCUCUCCUCCUUUCUCCACUGGAGUAACAUUACUACCACUACUAGCCACUACUACUUCCCUUAGUGCUAGUUUGUCUGUAGUCUCUGCUUUACUCCUCUCUUCUCUCUGCCUCUUGUUAGCUGUAGUGGUGUGUAAAAUGCUGCUUGAUGAUUUUGUUCAAACUAACCUCAUUUGGCCGUCUCAGUGCACAUUGUAAAUAGAAGGCUGUCUGGCCACCGUACAAGGCGAAAAGCUGGCAUGCAUUAUUUUUAAUUGAUAUUAUGACAAUUUAUUUAUUUGUAUGUGUUUGCUGUUGUAAAUAUGUAAUCAGCAUCUCUAAAGGCAGAUUUGUUCAAGUCUGCAAGGAUAUACAGUUCUAGGCAAGGACAUAGUUCCCUUUACAUCUUGAGUAGAUGUCAUCCUUUCUCUCACCCAGCCUCUCAGAUUUGCCCCUUGACAUGCUAUAUGUAGGCAGUCAAUGCUAAAUAUAGCCAAGGGGAAAGGAGACAGAAAAAUAUGAUGGGGUUGUCUGCAUCUUUGGAGGUGAUUUUGGGGUGAAAUAGUAAGGCAGGGUGCUUUUUUUGAGGGGAAUAGCACGAUUUGUGCCACCAGAGGGUAGUGCCUCAAGGCAAAAAGCAUCAGGGUAGAAAAAGCAAAGGAUUAUGGGUAAUCCUCUCAACGGUGUGCCUACAGUCGAUAAUGAACUUGGGAUUGUUUGUUCAUUUGCGCUGGGUGUUAGGACUCACACGUUGUUUGUCUUUGUGUCUGCUGCAUUAAUAUUUUGGAGAUAAAUCUUCAUAUUCAGAUAGCAGAGUGUUAUAAAACACCUUCUUGUAACUGUUUUGAGAUAUGAAAAUGGUUUUCAACUGCUGCCAAACACAGAUAAUAGUGGCUGAACUUGAGCACACAAUAAACAUCAAUCCCAGUGUGUCAGUGGCUUCACAGCACUGCUUGUGGUUGUUUUUAGCUUGACAACUUCUCCGUCUUUAGUCCCCACUUUUUAACAAAGUGUUUUCUUGAUGCAAAACUGCAAAAAAUGAGCCCUCAUUUGGAAUGACUUUCUGCUGUCACUGACUGCAGAGCGUGUUAGUGGCCCUGUUUUGUAUGGGCAGAUGAGUAAUACGCCGAGGCUGACUGAGCCGAGCACUGAUUUGAUUUGAAAGCUGGAUAGAGAAGAAGCGUGUAAACCAGCGUAAAGAGCUGAUCUUCCAUUGGCUUGCCACAGACAUGCUUCCAGUCCAUUGAAUCAGAUGGAAUUCAUGCUCAGUGACUAUUGCAAUAAUUGCUUACAAUGUGUUGUAAUAGUGAAUUUCUAGAAGCUGUCAUCACAAGUUAACGUGAUAGCUGUUACAAGUAGUUAUGGCAAAUUAUUCCUACUCUGGACAUCAUUUAGUCCCAGUAAAGGGCCUUUUGAAGGUGUUAAGCAUACUUAUAAUGCAUUAUAAGAUAUAUAAGGUGUUUUACAUUGUCCAAACUAUACAUACAACACUGGUCUUCCAUUGAAUAACAAAUUUGAACAAUGUUGCUUUUGUCCGUCACAUCCUCGGAUGUUUAAUAAACCUUAAAUAUAUGACUGAAUAACAAGAAAAAAAGAAUUCAAGAAGUCUUCCAAUAGUGGCUCCGUACAGGCUCAGCAUAUGUAUUCAUCUAACUAUAAAGACAGUAUGUGCGUACAAACUAACAGUUGAUUAAUGGUAGUUAUUAUUCAUGGUUCUCACUGUUUCCUGGAAAAGUUUUCUCAGUAUAGAUGCUCGGCUAACCACGGGGGAGGAAGAAAGAACCACAAAGACAAAGGUAGGCAGGAAAUGUCUGCCAGGAUUUACACUAAACUGUAUGCAAACAGGUUUAUGCUCGGAAGAUGAAUAGUGGGCCAUUUAUUUUGCUGGAUUUCUGCUGAUGUUGUGUUGAAGUGUUCUGACACUCACUCCGCUCACCUCCCUCAAAUGGAUGGCACUCUCAGUUUAUGGUGCACAGUGGGGGAUUUGUAUGAACUGUAUGUGACAAGUGGCAUGCCAGACAAGUAAAUUGUAGUCCUCUCCAGCACUGCACUCCCCUACGUCUAUCUAACGAAGGAGGAUCGAACACAAGGGGGAGGCCAUCUCCCUUAAUCUUAACUUUGUACCAAUGAAGUAAAAUAAAAUGCAUUACAUGGUGGGGAAGAGUGUAUCUCAGCUCAGCGUGAUCCUGGACUGGCUUGGUGGCUUCCUGCAGUGUUUUUUUGGUAGAAUUUAGGAUUGACCUGUAUGAAACAGGUACAUUGACACAGCUGACAACUGUUAUGAAUUCUUACAGUUUCAUACUUUUUCAUAAAAAAUGUAUAUCUAAGUCCUAAAGGAAAGAUGAGGAUGUUGUAAGAUGCCAAGAAAGAUGUCACAAGUCAGAUAUCUUUAUGAAUUUAAGAUUAAAUAAAUCCAAAAACCCACUGCUGGAUUGAACCCUGGGCUCAGCCAUCUCUGCACUCCUUGUAGUUUUCUUUAUGUCCGUGUUUGCUGCAGGUCUAAUGGAGUUCCAUACUGAGGGUUUGCAGUUAGGAGUAUAAAUUGCUUAUUUAUUGAGGUGACUGAGCGUGGCGUUGUAGAAAACUUAUUAUUGCUACAGUGUGAAGACAGAUUGGUUGGUCCACUUUGUGGCCACCUUGAGGGCAGCCGUCUCCACUGAAGGACACUGAAAAAGUCCAGAAAGGAGCUUUAGUCAUUCAUCAUAUAGUAGGUAGUAAUUGUAGUGGUUGUAGAGGACAUGCUUUGACAGUAUGCUUCCUGGGCAUUCUUGGUUCAUAUUUUCAGGAAUCAUUUAGGAGCUAAUUGAUGCUCUGAUGGCAGCAUAAUCAUAGUUUUACUAUCAGUCAGCUCCAUAAACACCAGGCUGCAGUUUCAAGGAUCAAGUUGUGCACUCUUCCUCAUGCUGAAGAGGUCGAAGAAUAAUUAAUUGUGUGUUUAUGUACAUAUAUGUUCAGUGAUUCAGUUAUUGUUGUAGAGGUACGUUUGUUUCUCACUCCAGGUCAGUUUUUUGUUAUUUACUUGAAGUCUUUAAGUGUUAACUCAGUAGUUGCUGCAUUGUUGCAUGUGCAACAUAAUAUCUUGCACAAACAUAUUUAACAUUAAACCAAAAUGUACUAGUAGAUUGGGAACCGGUUGCACCAGCUAUUUGUAAGUUUACACACCACUAUAUUAAAACAGGAUGUAAACCCAAACAAUUGUUGAGGUAAUGAGAUUUGGUUGAGAGGUCUAAUUGGCACUAGAUCAAAAUGCUGUUUAAUGAUGUGCAGUAAACUUGGAAGUUUUUAAAUUACAUUUCACAACAAAAUAACACAAUAUACAUUACUUAGUAUAAUGUCAACUUAGUGUAAUUAGAUAUUUCCAUUUUUUAUAAAUUGUAUGAAUACUGCUGACUCUGAAAGACAUAUUUCUACAUAUUUAAAAAUACCAAAGUUACUUAAGUCUUUACUUGUUAAGAAACUCUUCAUGUUUUAAUGGUGAAACCCAAUUUAGUCAAUCAAUAAUCACACGGCAGCAGCUAGUUGUUCGUAUAAAACUUUGGAAGGACUUUACACACAGACUUUACAAACAGCUGGUGCAACACAAUCAUGGUUCUCGAGCAAAACAUACACUUUGGAUACAUAUUCACAUGCUCAAUAAAAUUCCUGUGUUGUGUAGGCCUAGCAGUUUACUAUCACAAUAGGUCAAACUAACGUAUGUCAAAACAUCCAUGACAAGGUUGUCUGGUUUAUUUUAUUAGAAAGAUGUUAAAUUAGUAGCUCAUCUUAGCAAAUUCUAACAGCCAUGAUAACCCAUAAUCCAAUCUAAUUGUAUGCUAUAACGUUCCUGAUUUGGUCUCCCUGUUUUUAACUGUCCUGUCGCUCGCCCUUCCCUUCCUUUCUGCACUCUUCUAAUGGUUGUCUCCAGUCUCACCCAUGCUGCUUUAAACAGGAUGCACUGACUGCUUUCUAACAUCACUCACAUCUCUCCACCACUUCACUUUCUCAAGCACUGUAUCAAAAGCAAUGCAGCUGUGAGGCUUAAAGUCUUUCUGUGGUUGUUACACUACUUAAUCUUAGUUUAAAGAGCAAAGUCAGCAUUGCUGUCUCUGUGCACUCUCAUUCUCUCACCCUCCCAUCUUCAUCUUAGCCAUCGACAUCUUUCCUUUGGCAAGGGCUAUCAGUCUUUGGGUAGACAGACACACACACACACUGGACGAAUGGGGGAAAAAAACACUGGAGGAAAUAACCUGGAAUCAUACAAGUAAUAAGGAAACCCCCAGAGCUGUAAAAGAGCCCUCCUGAUCGUGAAUCAGCGAACAGGCAUACAAGCACGCUCAGCCAGGAGAAGCAGCCCCCCCACCACCAACUCCCCAAACCAGCUACAGUUUUGGACUGUGGAAGGAGCCCUCACUGACUCUACUUGGCUAGCAAUUAGCUCUUCUUGACCCAGUGACUUUCCUUCACUAACUGGUUCCUCUUCUUAUCGUGUGUUUUUUGGACUGUUAGUCUGUGAGUUGUAGUUGUUGCUCUCUCUCUCUCUCCUCAUCAUACCGUUCUCAGUUUCAUAUUUGAUCUUCUUGACAUUUGAUUACUUGAAGGGCAGUGUUCAGUCGCCUACAUUUUUCUACCAGUCAGUGUAAAAUGAAGGUUGGGGGAAUAAGACAGCAAUGGGGAAGUUGUGAAGUAUGUGUGUGUAAAUCUUUUUUCAUGGGUUGGGAUGAUGAUAUACACUGGCAAUAUUUUGAUAAAUAACAAUAGAUUUGGACAUUUUCCUUCAACGGCGAUUGAGGUAGGAGAAAGUCACUGCAAAUGUAAGAAACUAUUGGCUCUAAUUUUUUGCAAAACUGUCUACCUGCAUUUUCUCCAAAUGUUGCUGAUGUGUCAUUGCCUGCAAGGAAAUCUCAAAAACCAUCCAGGGCUCUGUCCAUUCCACAGCCAUACGACAGGCAUUUUUUUACGCUGUUUGUUGCACAAAACUUUUCAAGAAGCCUUCUGCACUGUGUAAAGAGAUAACGUUCUUAGGAGGGGAGGAAAUAAAAAAUGGGGGGGUCCAAUGGUACAGUCCAAUGGUUUUGAAUCGUGACUUGUAAAUACGUUUUCAUACAGCAAAAACUUUUUGAUAAUGUUUUAAAUGUAUCUGUAAAAAAAGAUGUACAUAAACCUCUGGGGUGAAAAGGAGUGUAGACUAUAUAUGAAUUUAUUUGUACACAAGAGCACUGGAUUUAUUUACUACUUGAUUGUAACUAAAAAUUAAUAAUCUGCCAAAGUGUUUUUAUUUUAAUUUUUCUCCUGUCUGUUCCGUUUGUUUUUGUUUUGCUUUUUAACAGCAUUGCAGAUUUUUAGUGUUCAUACUGUAUUUAAUUCUGUUGAAUAGAUUUUGUUGUGUGUUUAAAAAAAAAAGAGGGGUUAUCAUUUUAAUUUAUUGGUGCCUUGUUUUGUGCUCCUGUAUACUUUUACUCUUUCUGUUUUUCUGUGUUAUGUGUCUGCGGGAGGGCAUGGGGGGGUUAACUGGCGGGUUGGUGAGGGAUGGGGUGGGGGGAGUUAAACACUUAGCAACUUCUGUACUUACAUGGAAUAUCUGUACUGUAUGCCAAAAUGGUCUCACUCACGUUUCUAUGAAAUCAAGCUGUUGAUAAAUAUCUCUAUAUAUUGAUAUAUUAAAUUUAUAAAAACUG